Molecule: messenger RNA, 943 nt
Organism: Salarias fasciatus (jewelled blenny)
Lineage: Eukaryota; Metazoa; Chordata; Actinopteri; Blenniiformes; Blenniidae
Gene: iyd
Product: iodotyrosine deiodinase
Exons: 6
Coding region: 56-943 (295 amino acids)
Cellular component (GO): plasma membrane
Molecular function (GO): oxidoreductase activity
Source: RefSeq, a predicted model, not a curated record
CUGGAACUUUAGGACAGGACUUUGUUUGACUGACUGACUGAAGCCUUUCAGCAUCAUGGCUGUGCUCUCUGUCCUCACCCCGGCUCUGGUGGCGGUCCUGUGCCUGGUGGUGGGCUUCAUGCUGCUGAGACCAUGGGAGAGGAAGACCACAGGUGCAUCGGAGGGGAAGGUGUCCAACACAGAGUCAAGGCCAUGGGUGGACCAGGACUUACAAGACAGUUCAGAAAUCUCAGCAAAAGAAACAGAGGGUGACGACUGGGCGGACAGCUGUGAAGAGGAGGAUGUUGCACAUGUCCCCUAUUCGCCUGAGCGUUACUCUGAGGAGACGAUGCUGAAGAAAUCCAAAGAUUUUUACUCCCUGAUGAACCAGCGGCGGUCCGUGCGUUUCAUCAGCCCAGAGCCAGUCCCACGAGAAGUCAUCGAUCAAGUCAUUCACACUGCGGGUACAGGCCCCAGCGGAGCCCACACAGAGCCCUGGACCUUCGUCGUGGUCUCGGAUCCCGAAGUGAAGCACCAGAUCAGGUUGACAGUUGAGGAAGAAGAGGAGAUGAACUACCGCCAGAGGAUGGGAGAUAAGUGGGUCCAGGACUUGAGCAAAUUUAGGACAAACUGGAUGAAGGAAUAUUUGGAUGUUGCUCCAUAUCUCAUCCUCAUCUUCAAACAGACUUAUGGUAUUCUGCCAAAUUCCAAGAAAAAGACACACUACUACAAUGAAAUUAGUGUCUCUAUAUCCUGUGGGAUCCUGCUGGCUGCUUUACAGAACGUUGGACUUGUUACCGUCACAUCAACGCCCCUCAACUGUGGCCCGCGGCUCAGGCUCCUCCUCAAACGGCCGGUCAACGAAAAGCUGCUCAUGCUCCUUCCUGUCGGCUAUCCAGCCUCCGACGCCACGGUUCCAGACCUGAAACGCAAAGCUUUGCAGGACAUUGUGGUGCACAUAUAA